This is a messenger RNA of Centruroides sculpturatus (bark scorpion), 1160 nucleotides long. Its product is annotated as serine/threonine-protein phosphatase PP1-gamma catalytic subunit B-like. Gene Ontology annotation, molecular function: protein serine/threonine phosphatase activity. Gene Ontology annotation, cellular component: cytoplasm; nucleus. Bases 108 to 986 code for a protein of 292 amino acids. The record is from RefSeq and is a predicted model, not a curated record. NCBI's taxonomy places the organism in Eukaryota, Metazoa, Arthropoda, Arachnida, Scorpiones, Buthidae. The transcript has a single exon.
UAUUGUAUUGUUAUAUCGAAUCUAUAUUGUUAGAGGCGUUUAUUAUCGAAGUAUACCGAAUAGAAAAAUCAAGAUAGAGAGAAAUCCUUGUAAAACAACGUUUCGGAAUGAACAUAGACAUCGACAAACUCAUAUACCAACUGUUAGAAGUUCGUUACCAACCGGGAAAAUUAGUACAAUUACCAGAAGAGGAAAUUAUCCAAUUGUGUCGGAUCACCAGGGAAAUAUUCCUUAGCCAACCCAUCCUUUUAGAACUCGGAACUCCCAUUAACAUAUGCGGAGACAUUCACGGACAGUACGAAGAUCUCUUGAGACUCUUUUCGGUGGGAGGUUUUCCCUCCGAAAGUAACUAUCUGUUCCUCGGAGACUACGUGGAUAGGGGAAAACAAUCGACCGAAACCAUUUGUCUACUGUUCGCUUAUAAAGUGAAGUAUCCCGAGAGGUUCUUCCUGUUGAGGGGGAAUCACGAAACGGCCAACAUCAGCAGAGUUUACGGAUUUUACGACGAAUGCAAGAUACGUUAUAGCGUUAAACUAUGGAAGGAGUUCGUGAAGUCUUUCGAUACUCUUCCUCUGGUGGCCAUAGUUCGUCAGAAGAUAUUUUGCUGUCACGGGGGAUUGAGUCCGGAAUUAUAUUCGUUACAGCAAAUUCGGGAGCUGUCUCGACCCAUAUCUUACACGGGAUCGGGAAUAGUUCGAGAUCUUCUGUGGGCCGAUCCGGACGGAAUGAUAGACGGGUGGAGCCACAACGAACGAGGGAUUUCUGUCACUUUCGGAGAGGAUAUGGUGGAGGAAUUCACAGAGGCACACGGUCUGGACUUGAUCUGCAGAGCUCACCAAGUGGUGGAAGACGGUUACGAAUUCUUUGCCAGACGCAAAUUGGUCACCCUCUUCUCUGCACCCCGAUACUGCGGAGAAUUCGAUAACGCAGGUGCCAUGAUGUGCGUCGAUAAAUCCUUAACUUGCACGUUUCGAAUCAUACGUUAAACCCGAAAUCGCUAUCGAAGAACGAAUAAAGAGAAACGAAUAAUUCUAGUCACUAAUUAAAAUCUGAUCGGCGAUCGAUUAAAUAUACUGUUGUAGACAUUCGGAUAAAAAUUGAAUUGUUAAAAUUAUCAAUUAUCUUAUUUUUAUUAUAUAAAAGAUAGAAUGAUGAGAGAA